Molecule: messenger RNA, 1480 nt
Organism: Raphanus sativus (radish)
Lineage: Eukaryota; Viridiplantae; Streptophyta; Magnoliopsida; Brassicales; Brassicaceae
Product: probable purine permease 10
Exons: 2
Coding region: 110-1300 (396 amino acids)
Cellular component (GO): membrane
Molecular function (GO): purine nucleoside transmembrane transporter activity
Source: RefSeq, a predicted model, not a curated record
UUUGGUAGCAUAUUAUCAACAAAGAGAACUGAUAAUAAGAUAUAUAAUACUUCAAAACGUCUUUAGCUCCUCCUCGUCCAUAUCCAAGGAGGUAUAUUCCACAUCCACCAUGAAGGGUGAUGGAGAACUACAAGUCAUCGUUCAGCAGGGAAAAGAACAAAAUCCACCAGUUGAAGAAGAAGAAGAAAACUCAGUUGGUAGCAACCAAACAGGAGUAUCUCACUCAAACAUAUACAAACGGUUGCUCCGGGUGAUUGCAUACACAUUCUUUGUCAUUUCAGGCCAAUCAGUUGCUACAAUCCUAGGCAGACUAUACUAUGACAAUGGAGGAAACAGCAAAUGGCUAGCAACAGUAGUGCAACUUGUAGGCUUUCCUGUUCUGCUUCCAUAUUAUCUCUUCUCAAUCAAAACACAUAAAACAACUCAUAGAGAUGAUGGCAAAUCAGCCUCACCUAGGAACCGUGUAUUAGUUUACCUAGUACUUGGUCUUCUUGUCGGAGGAGAUUGCUAUCUUUACUCCACAGGACUGCUUUACCUACCCGUUUCCACCUUCUCCCUGAUCUGUGCAUCUCAGUUAGCCUUCAACGCUUUCUUCUCUUAUUUCCUCAACUCACAAAAGCUUACUCCAAUCAUUUUGAACUCUCUUUUGCUCCUUACUAUCUCUUCCACCCUCCUUGCCUUCAAUAACGAGGAAUCAAGUUUCAAAAAAGUAACAAGAGCACAGUAUGUCACAAGUUUCAUAUGCACCAUUGGUGCUUCUGCUGGGUUUGGACUAGUCUUAUCAUUACAACAGGUAGCCUUCCGUAAAGUCCUAAAGAGGCAAACAUUCUCAGAAGUUAUGGAUAUGAUUAUCUACGUGAGUCUAGUGGCCAGUUGUGUUAGCUUGGUGGGGCUAUUCGCUAGCGGAGAGUGGAAAACUUUGAGCAGUGAAAUGGAUAGCUACAAGCUUGGAAAGGUAUCUUACGUUAUGAACCUUGUCUGGACAGCUAUUACCUGGCAGGUAUUCAACAUUGGUGGUACUGGGCUGAUCUUUGAGCUUUCCUCUCUAUUCUCAAAUGCUAUAAGCGCUUUGGGAUUGCCUGUGGUUCCUGUACUGGCUGUCAUCAUUUUCCAUGACAAAAUGAAUGGGUUGAAGGUGAUUUCAAUGAUCUUGGCUAUUUGGGGUUUCAUGUCAUAUGUCUACCAACACUAUCUUGAUGACAAAAACUUGAAGAAUAGUCUUGGAAUCGCAACAGAAGAAUCAUCUGAUCCACCAGAAGCAGAAGGGUCAAGUGGGCAAAAGAUACAUUCUCUAGCCUGAGGGUAGCCUACAAUGAAGAAUAAAAAUAAUAUAUUUAUGAUGCAAUUCAAGUGAAGUAUCAAGAUGAUUUUUUUUUUUUUCAUAUUCACAUCAUUGUAAAAAUUUAGUAGGGUUGGCUUAAACAAAUAGUGAUCUAUUGUGGUUUAGUUUGAAUAAAUUUACCCAAAUCAGAUUAGCUCA